Molecule: messenger RNA, 288 nt
Organism: Ilex paraguariensis (yerba mate)
Lineage: Eukaryota; Viridiplantae; Streptophyta; Magnoliopsida; Aquifoliales; Aquifoliaceae
Source: the annotation of a GenBank genome assembly
AUGGCCAGAAUAAGUCGAACCUUUUCUCCUGCCCAUCUAGGUUGUGGCUUUUAUUUGCAGGAAGUGGAUGAUUUGAUGAUUUGUAGAUUUUUGCGAGCCCAUGAUCUAGAUAUUGAAAAGGCUUCUGACCUAUUUCUAAAGUAUCUAAGGUGGAGGAGAGAAUUUGUCCCAGCUAGAUCCAUAUCUCCAUCAGAAAUUCCUAAUGACCUCGCUCAUCACAAGAUGUAUAUGCAAGGAGUGGAUAAGAAGGGGCGCCCCAUAGUAGUUUGCUUUGGAAGCCAGCAUUAA